Molecule: messenger RNA, 321 nt
Organism: Symbiodinium necroappetens
Lineage: Eukaryota; Dinophyceae; Suessiales; Symbiodiniaceae
Source: the annotation of a GenBank genome assembly
AUGCUGAGACUGAACUCCGAGUUGAGGGUGCCGACCAUGCUUGCGCAGGUGGAAACGCCGGAUGUCCAGCUCGUCGGUGUGAAGGAAGCAGGACAGCUUGGCUUUGCCUUGAGCCUUAUGGGCCUGACCGUGCUCAACGUUGCGAUGUCUGCCAUGAAGAGAUGCCUGCGGGAGAUGAGGGAAGGGCGACACCCCGAGGAACAAAGCCGCCUUCCCUUCGCAGAGCUCUACCGCGAGGUGGGUUUCGAGGAGCACUAUGCCUGGGAAGAGAGGUUCCAAGGCCAGCUCGGCCGUGCACGGCUGCCGAAGGCGAAACUCUGA